Messenger RNA from Botrytis porri, 2997 nucleotides. RefSeq lists its product as uncharacterized. Gene Ontology annotation, biological process: regulation of DNA-templated transcription. Gene Ontology annotation, molecular function: zinc ion binding; DNA-binding transcription factor activity, RNA polymerase II-specific. The transcript is spliced from 7 exons. Bases 623 to 2818 code for a protein of 731 amino acids. Lineage: Eukaryota; Fungi; Ascomycota; Leotiomycetes; Helotiales; Sclerotiniaceae. The record is from RefSeq and is a predicted model, not a curated record.
CAUCAUCACCGGUGGUGUUCAACUUGAUCAAUCUCCCAUGUUGUUUGAUCGGAGGCUUUGAUCGGAGGCAUCUCCACAGAAUUCAGAUCCCUUUUAUGCAACCUUGCAAUUUGGAAUAAAUAUGAUAGACGAAUAGUCAAUCCGUCAAUUCGUUUUUGUGAUGCAAUUUAUACAUAGUAGUCGUCGCUAAGCCCGAAUAUCAUCACAUUUUUUCUUUUGACAAAGCGAGAACAAAGUUUAUAAUCCUUUUUGGGGAGAAGAAUCACUUUCGCAUAUCAUUAUACAUGUUCCCAUCAUUUGGGUCAAUUCUUUCGAAAAAGUAACCCUGAGUACUAGGUACCCGGUGUCUAAAUGAUCCAACAGCGACCGUGGAUAACGAAAGUGGCAGCAAUAUCGACUAUAAUAUCAGCAUCAAAUAUAACUUGGUUAUCCAGCAACGAUUCCAUAAAAGGCAGUCAAAGAAAUUCUUUUACAGAAGUUAUAGCGCUAUGCUCUAUCCUCGUUGAGCGGACUGGAAACGAAUGCGACACAACCCCGAAGGGAUACGAUAAACCACCUAUCAAGAACACAUCACAUAAUCCUUUGCAUCCACGGAACCCCUGGGCGAAAGAAAUAAGUUCCAAUGAACCAAGACUCUGUAUCUAGUUCCACUCCCGGGGCAGCUCCAGUACGGAAGGACAGAGGACCGAUCGCGAGCCAGGCUUGUGAUGUCUGUCGACAACGGAAGCAGAGAUGUGACGAGAACCGCCCAAAGUGCGGUCUUUGUACGCGCUUGAAGAUAGACUGCAACUAUAGGGAGCCCGUACCGACAAAGAAAGACAAAACCAUGGUUGAGAUACUGGAUCGAGUGAAAAAUAUAGAAAGUAUACUCGAACAAUUUCCUCAACUCUCGAUGGGCAUCCCAGAGUUCAAGCCAAGUCAGACGCCACAUACUCAAUCAUCAUUGAACGAACCCCUUAGCUUAAAAGCCGAGGGACAUGCGUUCGCGACCUCGUUCUCACACCCAAACGAAAUAAAUACAGGUCGAAUACAUACAAACUCUAUAUACCGUCACCAUACUGCGUCUCACAAGGUUUUGUUAUGGCCAGCUAUACAGCAACUUCUUCUACAAGCUGCGCCACCAAACAAUGGCAGCGGCACAUUUCUGGAAAGGGGGUCAGUAUUCAUGGUCAGAACACAGGCCCCAAGACCUCCACUGUCCUUAGAUAUAGAUCUACAAGAGAAACCAUUUGUAGGCAUGCAAUCGUUGGCGAGUAGAGUUGUUGGAGGCUCGCGAACAACAUUUCCGGGCUUGUCCCAGGAAGCUAUGCUUCAACUGGCGGUGUCUUAUUUCGAUACGUUCAAUUUUCUAUACCCUUUCAUGGAUAGACAAACUUUCCUUUCUGAUACUUUAGUGAAAGUGGUAUCUGAGGGAUUCGAUAGAGAUAUGGAAUCCGUUAUUGCCUUGCUAAUAUUCGCGCUUGGAGAAGUAGCGCUUGAAGGAUCUUGCGGCUCCCCUGUCGAUAUCUACCAAGCACGGCCUAGUGGCAUCAGAGGCGGGUCGGGGCCGUCCAAACCACCAGGACUAUCCUUUUUUAAUGAAGCGAUGAAAAGAAUUGGCUGUGUCUUGACAGAAUGCAGUCUUGAGAAUGUGCAGAUGUUUUUCCUGACAGCGUGCGUUUCAAUUUCAAUUGAUAUGAGUUUGUCGAACUCGACUAAUUUAAUACUUGACGUAGACUAUAUUACCAAUCCUGUUACCGCCAUCUGGACUUUUGGAGGACGAUGGUUUCUGCUUCAUCAGCAUGUGAUACGCUUAUCACGUCGUCAGCACACCAAUUCUCCUUCCUUCUCAAAGCUUGCUGACCGAACUAUAGGGAUAGCUUUGACUGGAAAUCUCCGAAGGGCGACCUUAUCAAACGUGCGUAUUGGCAUUGUGCCACCAUGGAGACAUUUGCCGCUUACCUCUAUGAUGAAUCUCGAGACGCACAUGGAGAUGCCACUUUUUCCCAUGCCGUUUUGUGAAGACGAUUUAAUGGGGGACCAGGAAUCCAACUGGCAAGCACAUAGUUCUUCAGUGCUGGCAUUACGAAGAAUUUGCGUCCAGAUGCAGAAUGGAAUUUCCGAGAUGGCCAAGAUGGACGCCAAAUCCUCUUGCUCAGAAGGCUACACCUUCCUAACCGCAGCUGGAGUUCGGCAGCUCGCAUUUCAGCUAACUCAAUGGCGCGGCCUACUCCCCACUGCACUCCAAUGGGCAGAAGAUGAACCCGCGAGUUUUCCUUACGUGCAAACGCCUGAACGAGAUAUCGGGAAUAUUGAUCCAAAUUUUACAUCUCCAAUAUCACAACAAACUCCUCGUCCGGCUCUCUUCUCCACUGACAUCGACGAGGAACCGGUCAGGUAUCCUUAUGCAUAUGACAUACAAGUUGCAACACUUAGGACUAGAUACUAUUAUGCCAAAUAUAUGGUUUAUCGACCAUUUGUGUAUAAAGUAUUACAUUCUCCGGAAUUGGUGACGCCGGAGGAUGCCCAAAAUGUCGCGGAAUGUCUACGAUCCUGUCUCCUGUGGCCCAUUCUCCUCUCACCCCCAUCCCGUUGCAAACGUCUAAUACCCUACCUCUUCACCUGGUCUCAGAUAUUCCUUAGCAUCUUACUCAUUGUGCAUCUGUCGAAAGGCAACUUGAUGCUCAAGGAUAUCUGUGAUAACAUGUGUGGGGAGCGGUACCAUGCAGAGAUUGAUGACACUGUGAGCUUAAUGUUGGAUUGGAUUCGGGACUUGAAAGACGUUGGGGAUCCAAUUGCGCUUUGGUGUUGGAAUAUGUUAGAGGGCAUUUAUUGGUAGAUCCCUGAUUUACACUUUAUCAACACUCGUCGGUAUAGGCGAUGGUGGGGAAGAAAACUGAGUUUGGGUGUGGCUUGGGGAUUACGUAUGACCCAGUGAAUGAAACCUUGGAAGGGAAUUGGAGGAUGCGGCCGCGUGCUUUUUUAUGAUGUGGCGGAAAAGAUCAAGGCAGGUAUUCA